AUGCAGCUUGUCACACCCCUUGGCCCGGGCACGCAUACGCCACCUAGUAGCCGCUCAAGUGGCUUCCCAGACGAAAUAUUCCUUCCAUCUCACGAUAAAUGCGUCAGCCUCAUUGACGUGUAUUUCAAGAUGGUCUACUCUUUCUUGCCUUUGUUUCACGAAGAGACAUUAAGGUCCUCGAUAGCGGCCGACAGCUCCCGGUCUGCCAGCUCUCGUGGGCUCCUCUUUGCCGUUUUAGCGCUGGCAUCAAACGAACGACGAGAUGAGAGAUGCAGAGCUCUGCAAGCCCAGUGGUAUGAAGAGGCCAAAAGUCAGUACGGUUCAACUAGCCACGUUCCCGAUGCUCCCAUUGAGACUCUUCAAACGGCCGUUUGCAUCAUCUUGCAAGCCAUGGUCUCGGGCGACUCUUCGUCAAUGUGGCUUGUUCUUGGGAAAGCCUGGAAACAGGUUGUCGCCCUUGGAUACCAUCGACUAGACCAAACGUCUGUCCCACGCAUCCCUGGUGCACCCCCCCUGCCCCAGGACUGGGUCCAGCGCGAAGCCGUAAGACGUAUCGUCUGGAUGCUUUACAUUUUAGAUCGCACCGCAUGUCUCCCUAUCGGUCUCGACUUUACCAUCAAUGAGAACCAAAUAGGGGUCAAUCUACCGAUGGGCGAUGCCUUGUUUCGAUAUUCCACCGCUUCGCCGUUGGGACUGUUGAGUAUCCCCUACAAGCCGAAUCUGAAAAGGAUGGUUGCUGCCGUCCGGGAGGCAGCGAUGCAGACGAAUCAUCACAACACAUUCCACCAUGUGAUUUUGAAUAUCAUGAUGCUCAGUAAUGUAGUGUCUCACUCGCGGGAUAAGGAGGAGGACCCGUUGCAGGACGAGGCCUUGGGUCAACUGGAGGCCGAUCUGUUUGCUUUGAAAAUCAGUUUGCCUCGAUCGACAACGAGCCUCACAGCUACCACUUACUCCGAUCUAGACAACGCCGUGUGGGUCAACGUAUUGUUGAAUUUGAACAUCAUCUUUCUAAACUACAGCAAGAACGCCGCUUCUGGUCAAAUCUCUGGGACACACUGGAAUCAUUGUGUGACGGCAGCUCGCAAUACCGUUGGAAUAAUCCGCCAGGCCGCUAGCAUGUCGGUCGACUCCUUGCUCAACCCUUACAUAGCCUCUGCUAUCUUCCUGUGUGGUCGUAUUCUGAUCAUUGAGUACCUUGUCCCAUCCGACGCGACAUUGUCCCCGCGCCUGUGGCGGGAUAUUGAGGCGAUCACGCUUGUUUUCGAGCGGCUGGAGGAGCUGUUCGGCGCAAUCGGCAAAAAGUUCAAGAACGGCAUGCUUUACUACUUGGCGCAGGACACGAGGACAUUGAGUCGGAUCAAAAACAGCGGCGUGAAGGAUCUAUUGGCACAAUGCAGCAGCUGGGAGGCGGCCGCUUUGGCCGCGAGCAAGAAGAAUACUGUUGAAUGUCAGAGUUGGGUGAACUGA
Molecule: messenger RNA, 1467 nt
Organism: Pseudomassariella vexata
Lineage: Eukaryota; Fungi; Ascomycota; Sordariomycetes; Amphisphaeriales; Pseudomassariaceae
Product: fungal-specific transcription factor domain-containing protein
Exons: 2
Coding region: 1-1467 (488 amino acids)
Biological process (GO): DNA-templated transcription
Cellular component (GO): nucleus
Molecular function (GO): zinc ion binding; DNA binding
Source: RefSeq, a predicted model, not a curated record